Gigantopelta aegis is the source of this 825-nucleotide messenger RNA. Its product is annotated as lengsin-like. The transcript has a single exon. Gene Ontology annotation, cellular component: cytoplasm; membrane. Lineage: Eukaryota; Metazoa; Mollusca; Gastropoda; Neomphalida; Peltospiridae. The record is from RefSeq and is a predicted model, not a curated record. Bases 1 to 825 code for a protein of 274 amino acids. Gene Ontology annotation, molecular function: glutamine synthetase activity.
AUGUUUGGACACAAAAGUGAGUUGGUAAUUCCAAAAGAGGUAUCAGAUGCGGGCUUUGGAAACAUGGCUUUUGUUCCUGAUUUGGACACACUACAUCCAAUUCCUUGGGCUGGGAAUGGUAAGUUCAAGGUUGCCGAAUUCUACUGUGAAACAGCAUGGAUGCCAAGUCGCAAAUACCAGGAGGCCUGUCCCAGAUAUAUCGCCAAACGACAGUCCCAGAGGCUACAAGGCAUGGGAUACGAUUCAUUUUCCGGAUUCGAAAUGGAGUUCAUGUUGAAGAAUCGACAGACGAAAGCGCCAUUAUUUGAUUGGCCUGAUUACUGCAUGAACAGAACCUUUAGACGAGUAGAACCAUUUCUAUUCGAACUCGAUUCGCAGCUCUUCGAAUCUGGCGUAGACAUUGAGGAAUUACAUAUCGAGGGUGCUCCAGGUAUGGUAGAAUGUAUCAUGAAGCCGCACUGGGGAAUCAAGUGUCCAGACUCGACUUUUGGCUUUAUUCAAGGUCUUUUAGAAAUGGCCGAACAGCAUGACUUGUUGCCAACGUUUCUUUUCAAUUCAAAUAUGACAGAAAACGACAUAAGUACGCACUUUAAUCUCUCCGUGUGGAAUAAGGACACGGAAGUCAACGUCUUCCAUGAUGCAACACAAGCAGACUGUUUGUCAGACACCGCGCGCUAUUGGAUUGGCGGACUGAUGAAGCACGCUGGGGCACUGACAGCUAUCUGUUCUCCAACAGUCAACUGCUACCGCCGCCUGUUUCAACCGUGGGCACCAGGCAAGUGUUUUUGGGACAUAGACAAUCGUAAGGCAACAUUUCGUGUGUAA